Messenger RNA from Triticum dicoccoides, 4237 nucleotides. RefSeq lists its product as uncharacterized. The coding region runs from base 147 to 1724 and encodes 525 amino acids. Lineage: Eukaryota; Viridiplantae; Streptophyta; Magnoliopsida; Poales; Poaceae. The record is from RefSeq and is a predicted model, not a curated record. The transcript has 25 exons.
AUUGGUGGAGGUGGAGCAGAGGAGGAAGACACGGGGGCGACUACCUCGAUGGCGACCGAGCUGGGCGCCGCCGACCCCCCCGUAGUUCACCUCCGCGCGACGGGCGAGGCACUCGCCACGGACAUGGCGGGCGAGCGCCGCGUGGCAUGACCACUGUCGACGACCUCUGCACCGCAGACAAGCCAGCGUCGCGCGCCGUCCCCACUGUCCGCGACCUCUGCGCCGCCAACAACCCAACAUCGCGCGCUGUCCCCACCGUCCCGGAGUUCGCCCCAUGCGAGGAGCUGCCGAAUCCAGAGGUUCCUAGCAAAGUUACUAUUCCUGAGGCUUUGGAGUCAGACAACUACAGUCAACAAGAUGACUCAGGGGAUGAUAGCAUGAAUGAACAAGAGGAGCAAACUAUAGUUGAUAUGACAGAAUCAGACGCAUCAGACGGCAUGCUGAUCGAUGGCCUGAGAACAUUUUUACAGAAGAGACAAGAGAGGAAGCUAGAGAGGAGUGCUUUGAAAGAAAAAAGGAAGAAGAGGACAAGGGCAGAGAAAGGAAAAGCCAAACGGCACAUUAACAAAGAAAGAGCACCUGCUUACAGCAGGUUCAGCAUUGGAUAUUUCGCGAAGAUUGUUGAUGUUGUGUGCAAAAGCAAUCACAGGAUGGAGGUUGUGAGGGACGGUGGUUUUGGAUACUUGCUUGAGCUAGAUGAUUGUUAUGUUCCACGGCCAUUCGCACAGUGGGUCGCGGACAACAUAUCCACAAAAGAUGAAACAAUUGUACUUGACGGGAAAUCAAUUCCUCUCAACCCUGAAGCCGUAUCAUUAGUUCUUGGUAUACCAGCAGGCGGAACAAAGAUCAGAGUGCUAGACGAGGAGUGUGGGAAAGCAGAGUUCCUAUCACUGUUUGGGCUAACAGAACUUCCAUCCAUAAGUUUCUUUGGGAACAAGCUUAUGAACGAAGAACUGCCUGACGAUGUUUAUCUUCGGUGCUUCUUGACUGUCGCACUAGCAACCUUCCUGUGUCCCACAUCCAGCACAAAGCCAAGCACCAAAUAUUUGGGAGCACUUGUGGAUGUGUCAAAGUCAAAAGAUCUUGAUUGGUGCUCUUUUGUCCAUACAUGGAAUAUCUCCUAUGUCAAGAAGUACCAAACAGACAAGAUGAAGCAGAAACAGAUAACAACCACUUUGGGAGGCUGCAUUUAUCAGCUAGCAGUUCGGUGUCUAGACUUCAACAAUUUUGGAUCAAUAACAAUUCCACCAGCACUACCCAGGGUUUGUUUCUGGAAAGGACAAACCAUUAAACAUUUCAGUGAUAUGCUAAUUGGGAAAGAUGGAUUAUAUGGAGCUCUUCAAAUAAAAGAUGAGGAAGAAACUUGUUAUGCAGAAACUGACGGUGCAUGGGCAAGCGCCGCCAAGAACUCAAACAUUCGAAAAGCUAUACAAAGGGUCUUAGGCAACUCUUUUUCAGAUAAGAUCAAAGAAGAUAUAUUCCUCAAUUUCCAGGAGCGCGUAAAAGAUCAAAACCUGACGACAUGUCUGAUAGCAAAACAAGUGCUGCUGGAUACUUUGAACAUUGUCUCUUCUUCUUUCAAUGGCUCUCAACAUACAGAGAAGUUAGAGUCAUCCGAGCACUUGUACAUGCCAUACAGAGAAGUUAGAGUUGAUUCUAAUGGGAUUGAAAUUGGCAGUGAUCGAAGAGGCAGGAAGAAGAGAAUGAAGACGAGUACACAAUAGUCAAUAACUUCAACAAGUAAGGUUGUAUUAUUGCAAGAUAAAAUAAAGGAGUCAAAGCUGAAUUGCAACCAAUACCGUGGAAUGGUCUUAUAAAUGAGCACAAAGAUCAAGAUGAAAUGGAAGUAAAUUCUGAAAUUGGUAAAGGAUGUACACAUACAGUUGGACAAUCGGUGCGUGCUGAAUGCAUUGCACUGCAACAAGAAGCCCACAAGGGAGAAAGCAUGAACAAGGUUGGCCCUCCUAAACACAACCAAGACACAAAUAUGUUGGAUGGACAUAGCAACAUCCUCAAGCACAGUGUCAAUGCUUGUCAUAUUGAAAUAGAAGCACCAGAGAAAAGCACUAGCGUGAACUACAUGCUAUUAUCAGCUAGAUUGGCAAAAGCAGUGAUGAGCACGACAUAAGUUAACAAUUCAAAGGAAGUAUCCACCAACGAUGUACAGACAACAUUCACAGGGUUUCAACAUAACAUUGUUAACAACAAUAAAACAUAGCAUUGCAUAGACACUAGUACCAUGGAGCAACGAAAUGAGAAGCAAGCAGGGGUGUCUGAAUGUGUGGAACAUCAAAACAACAUUGACAAAGAUGUUUUUCCAGAUCGAAACACUAUGAAUAAUGUCAGCAAUUACAAGAAGCACGUUGAACUUGAUAUAGAUAUCAACAUAGCACUAUCAAACAACGAUAAGCAAGAACAUGUCAAAGAGUUACAGGACACUUUGCAUCCAUUAGAUAUUGCAAGGCAAAAGUACUUCUUCACAGAUGAUGCGACACCUAGCUGCAGAAUUCUUCCAGACCAUGAUGAUUGUGGGAAUCAAAUAACAGAGCCAGAAUUGUGGCGCCCAUUAGAGAUGAACUCGGAAGACUAUAAUGCUCAAAUAGAGGAAGCAAAGAAAAAAUAUCCAUGCAAUACAAGCAAGGAUGGCAUCGAAGGACACACCCCGCAGGAUGAGCAAGAAGCGCAAGGAGAUUCCUCCAUAUAGUGUGCGCAGAGACAGCCUGUGUCCACAGGCAUUUGCAAGUAUAGAGACUUUCUUCCACAGUUUGAAGAAAAGGAUGGCAUCAUCCACUUGACAUCGCCUGUUGCACGCAUGUCACACACUUGGGACAGAGCAACAACAUGCUACUCCCCAAUGGGCAAAUGGGACAGUGAGAACGAUGAAAGUGCUACACACAAGUACAAGAAGAGAUAUUCAACAACAACAAUUUUAGGGAAAAGGCUUUUUUCAGAUGAGUUUGAUGAAAAUGAUGAACAAGAAGGCACUAAACAGCAACCAAUCCCUGUGUCUCCGGAUGUUCAAAUUUUGGGGGAGAGAUCAUUGAAUGGUUCAUGCUCUAGUAUGGUAAACACGGCGGACAAUUUAUACAACAUGAAGCUAUCAUUAGGCACUUCAUCAAGUGGUAAAGAGAAUUUGCCUCCAAAAAGGAUAACACACCCAAGCAAGUGGCUCUCCUCACCAUAUGAUCACAAUGAGAGAGGACCUCUUCAGCCACAUGAGAUAGAGCUACACAGGGGCAUAGUGGCACUAAGCAAAGUUGAACCUCACAGAAGCAAAAUGGUUGUGUUGAUUGACAAAACAACCCUUUUCCUUGGACAACUUGGUGAUUCAUUUGGUGCGACUGGUCACGUCGAAGCAUAUGUUUUCAACGUUUUUUGUCAGAUGAUCUUUCGAGAGAAUCAUCCAAGGAGAUAAAAAACACACUACUUCUUCACUACACUAGGUGAUUAUUUUCUUGAAAAUUGGAAAUCUGAAGAAGGAAGGAGGGAAAUGAAGAGAAAAGCACUUAGAAGCUUCAAUGGAGCUGGAAAAGCAUUGCCUCUACACGAAAGUGAUCGUAUCUUCUUUCUGUCAGUUCAUGCCGAGCACUGGUUCUUGUUCGUUGUUGACAUUAUAGCAAGAAAGUUUGUCUUCCUAGAUUCUUAUUAUGAAGGGAACACACCAUUCCACAUCGGGAUAAGAGAUUUGAUGAUAAACAAUUUCAUAAAAACAUGGGAAGAUUCUAAUCUGAGAGGAAUGGGUUUCACAAAGUUUGGUGUAGAGUACCCAAACAUGCCAAAGCAAAUAGGAAGCGACGCUUGUGGGAUUUUUGCUCUUAACUGGAUGCAAACGUGGGCUUCGCGAAAUCCUCUGCAGCGACAGUUCACGAUGAACGACGUAGUAGACGCAAGGGUCAGAUUUGCUGUUGACAUUCUGUUUAGUAUUCACAACACAUAGGAUCAAGGCAAAAAACUCAUCAAGAACUUCAUGAAGGUCAAGCAGCCAACCAAGCACAACAUUUUCUGUAAUGCAUGGAGGAAUACUACAAGAAGGUCUUUUAGCAAGAUGAUCAAAAACAAUCACAAAAGUCAACAUCACAAAGUGUCCGGUGUACAUGGAGGAACGAUAUGAUUUUCUUUUUCUUUUGAAAGGGAAUCCAAGUUGUAUAGCAGUGUCAUAGAAAUUGGUCAUUAACCAGAAAACAAUUCAGAAUGUCUCAUGUUGUUUUCAGAUCAAUAUCGAAACAUCGUUUUUUGA